GCCCUCCCUACCCUCACUCACUCACUCCUCUUCCUCCAAACUCACACCCCUUACCCUUACCCUUUAUCUAUCCAAUUCAAACCAGAAUACAACCUUUCAUUUUCCUCUCUUGAACCAUUUUCCCACUCUCAUCUUCUAAACAACAUUUCAAGCAAACAAGAACAAGAAGAUGAGGCCAAAAACCCAAAACCCCUUGAAGAACCCUAAACAACUUCUCCUCAUUGGCGUCUUCCUUGCUUUCUUUCUUCUCUUUGUGCUAAGAUCGAGCUUCUCGUCAUCAUUAUCAUCAUCAUCCGAGCAAAACACGUCUCCAAUCUCCGAAACUAUUUCCCAAAGUGUUUCUCCAAAAGCCUCAAAAUCAAAACCAAUAAAAAAUUCCAACCCAACAAACUGCUCACCAACUUGCACCAAAAUCCCACCCUCCCUAGCCCAAACCCUCAUCCACUACACAACCUCAACAAUCACUCCGCAACAAACACUCAAAGAGAUCUCGGUGACAGCCAAAGUAUUAGCCAAAAAGUCCCCAUGUAACUUCCUAGUCUUCGGGCUAGGCCACGACAGCCUAAUGUGGAGUUCACUCAACUAUGGCGGGCGAACAAUCUUUUUGGAGGAAGAUGAGGCGUGGAUCGGUCAAAUAAAGCGUAGAUUCCCUAUGUUAGAGUCAUACCAUGUCACAUAUGACAGUAAAGUGAACCAAGCAGAUGGGUUAAUGGAGGUUGGGAAUGGUCCUGAGUGCACAGCAAUUGGUGACACAAGGUACUCUAUGUGCCAACUAGCACUCAAGGGCUUGCCAAGUGAGGUUUAUGAGACAAAGUGGGAUUUGAUCAUGGUUGAUGCACCAACAGGGUACCAUGAUGAGGCUCCGGGGAGGAUGAGUGCGAUAUACACUGCGGGGAUGAUGGCAAGGAACAGGGAGGAUGGGAAGAGUACUGAUGUUUUUGUGCAUGAUGUGAAUAGGGAAGUGGAGGAUAAGUUUUCUAGAGCAUUUUUGUGUGAUGGGUAUAUGAGGAAACAAGAGGGGAGGUUGAGGCAUUUCAGAAUUCCAAGUCAUAGGGACAGUUUGGACAAGACCUUCUGCCCUUGAACAACUUUUUUAGCCCUUUUGGCCUUUUAACAACUUUCUUUUUCUUACCCUUGUGUUGUCUAUUACUCUUUUUGCCAAUUGUGUUUUUGCCCAUGAAGGGAAAUAAAUAUAUAUUUUUUUUUGUAA
This is a messenger RNA of Camellia sinensis, 1210 nucleotides long. It is a transcript of the gene GXM3, whose product is annotated as glucuronoxylan 4-O-methyltransferase-like protein (DUF579). The record is from RefSeq and is a predicted model, not a curated record. Gene Ontology annotation, biological process: xylan biosynthetic process. Lineage: Eukaryota; Viridiplantae; Streptophyta; Magnoliopsida; Ericales; Theaceae.